Messenger RNA from Zingiber officinale, 1812 nucleotides. RefSeq names its product ammonium transporter 1 member 1-like. Gene Ontology annotation, biological process: ammonium transmembrane transport; ammonium homeostasis. The coding region runs from base 83 to 1591 and encodes 502 amino acids. Gene Ontology annotation, cellular component: membrane. The transcript has 2 exons. The record is from RefSeq and is a predicted model, not a curated record. Gene Ontology annotation, molecular function: ammonium channel activity. NCBI's taxonomy places the organism in Eukaryota, Viridiplantae, Streptophyta, Magnoliopsida, Zingiberales, Zingiberaceae.
CACUCCCCGUGCUUCGUCCUCCAUCGGGAGGGCCGCGGAGACAGAGGCAAAGGCAGAGGAGAGCGUGGUCGAGGCAGCGGAGAUGUCGUGCUCUUCUUCAGAUCUGGCACCGCUCCUCGGCGGAGCCAACGCCUCCGCCGCCGCGGAUUAUAUCUGCAACCAGUUCACCGACGCCGGAUACGCUAUCGACACCACCUACCUCCUCUUCUCCGCCUACCUCGUCUUCGCGAUGCAGCUCGGAUUCGCCAUGCUCUGCGCCGGAUCGGUGCGCGCCAAGAACACCAUGAAUAUUAUGCUCACCAACGUGCUGGAUGCGGCAGCCGGCGGGAUCUUCUACUACGUCUUCGGCUUCGCCUUCGCCUUUGGCGGGCCUUCCAACGGCUUCAUCGGAAAGCACUUCUUCGGCCUCAAGGAUGUUCCGGAGCCCAGUUUUGACUACUCGAACUUCCUCUACCAGUGGGCUUUCGCCAUCGCCGCCGCCGGUAUCACCUCCGGCUCCAUCGCCGAGCGCACCCAGUUCGUCGCCUACCUCAUCUACUCAGCCUUUCUCACCGGUUUCGUCUACCCUAUCGUCUCUCACUGGUUUUGGUCAGGGGACGGAUGGGCAGCGGCCGGGAGGAACGCCGGGGAGUCGCUUCUGUUCGAGUCGGGAGUGAUCGACUUCGCUGGGUCUGGAGUUGUGCACUUGGUAGGAGGCAUCGCGGGACUGUGGGGAGCCCUCAUCGAGGGUCCGCGCAUCGGACGCUUCGAUCACACCGGCCGCUCGGUGGCACUGCGCGGACACUCGGCCACUCUGGUGGUUCUCGGUACCUUCCUUCUCUGGUUCGGCUGGUACGGAUUCAACCCUGGCUCCUUCACCGUCAUCUUUAGAACGUACGGCCCUAGCGGUUCCAUCCACGGCCAGUGGUCCGCAGUCGGGCGCACCGCCGUGACGACCACUCUUGCCGGCUGCACGGCCGCGCUCACCACCCUCUUCGGGAAGCGACUCCAGACCGGCCACUGGAACGUGGUCGACGUCUGCAACGGCCUCCUCGGAGGAUUCGCUGCCAUCACCGCCGGCUGCUCGGUGGUCGAACCCUGGGCCGCCAUCAUCUGCGGCUUCGUAUCCGCCUGGGUGCUUAUCGGCCUAAACAAGCUCGCGGCGGCGCUGAAAUUCGACGAUCCCCUUGAAGCCGCGCAGCUCCACGGCGGCUGCGGCGCCUGGGGAAUCAUCUUCACGGCGCUCUUCGCGAGGGAGAGGUACGUGAACGAGGUGUAUCCGGGGAGGCCCGGACGCCCCUACGGGCUCUUCAUGGGCGGUGGUGGCCGCCUCCUCGCCGCUCACAUCAUCCAGAUCCUAGUUAUCGUCGGCUGGGUCAGCGCCACCAUGGGCCCGCUCUUCUACCUCCUUCACAAAUUCGGCCUCCUCCGCAUCUCCGCAGAGGACGAGAUGGCCGGCAUGGACCUCACCCGCCACGGCGGCUUCGCGUACGUCUACCACGACGAGGAUUCCAUGUCGCAAAACGGCAGCCCCGGCUUCAUGCUCAAGUCCUCGGCGGCGCGGGUGGAGCCGCGGACCACUCCCGCCGCCACCAACCAGCAGCAGGUCUAGGCUUUCCACCCACCUCUCAAUCAAAUCGCUAGUGAUUUUCCUUUCUAAAAAAGGACCUUUUGAUUUGUCUACGCUUACACCAUCCUGCUUCGAAAUUCUUAUGUACAGCGUAAUAGGAUUAGUGCGUCGAACAGUGUGUGUGUGAGGGUAAUUGGAUGAUCGUUAGAACUUUUUUUUGUUCUCCAUUGUUUAUCUGAUAAAAUUUCUGCUGCUUUAUCUCA